UUUUGAUUCCGUGUUUACCCCAAAAUGUAUCGCAUUCUUCACCGUGCUUUUUGCACUGCCGCAGAACCAGCAACAGUGAGCAUCAAGUCUAUUUCGGAGGAUUUAUACAAAGAAGUAAAGUUAAAGAGGUUGGUGGAGAAGUUCAAGAAAGCUUCCGACAUUGACCGGUUUCGCAAAAAUACCGGCAUUUACGAGGAGACAGUGCGGCGUCUCGCCGGUGCCAAGCGCUUUCGGUGGGUUCGCGACAUCCUCGAACACCAAAAACAGUAUUCCGACAUUUCGAACGAGGAUUUCUCUGUGCGCCUAAUAUCCCUUUAUGGCAAAUCUGGCAUGACCAAACACGCCCGCAUGGUGUUCGACGAAAUGCCCCAGCGAAAGUGCAACCGCACCGUGCUCUCUUUCAAUGCCCUCUUGGACGCAUACCUUCACUCCAGGAAGUUCAACGUCGUGGAGAAGCUUUUCAAGACCCUUCCCACUCAGCUCUCAAUCGAGCCUGAUUUGGUGUCGUACAACACUUUCAUUAAGGCUUUUCGUAAAAAGGUUUCCUUUAAUUCGGCACUGUCAGUUCUUAAGGAGAUGGAGGAGAAGGGUGUGAAUCCUGAUUCCAUUACGUUUAACACUUUGCUUCAUGGGUUGUAUUCAAAGGGAAGUUUUGAGGACGGUGAGAAAGUGUGGGGGCAAAUGAGUGCUAAGAAUGUUACUCCUGACGCGACGAAUUAUCUUUUUAGGUUGGUGGGGUUGUUGAGGGAGAAACCGGAUGAAGCUGGUGAGUUUUAUAGAGAAAUGAAGAAGGUGGGUGUGAAGUUUGACCUCUUUUGCCUCAAAGCUGUCAAAAAUGCUAUCAUCAAAUAUAUUGUGAAUAAAGGUAAUUUGGAUGAGGUCAAGAAUUAUUUAGUUAUGAUUGCAAAACUUGAUCUUGACCUUGAUAAAAACAGUUACUCUAUACUUAUUCCCUUCCUGCGUGAGAAGGGUGAUUGGAAGACCGCAAUUGAUUUGUGUUUUGAGAUUUUAAUAAAUCGGGGCCGUGUUGAUGUAUCGUUGAUACAACUUGUGGUGGAUAAGCUGGUGGAUGGAGGCAUGAUUUCAGAGGCGAAGGAGUUUGUGGAUAUAGGGAAGGAGUUUGUGGAUAUAGGGAAAGAAAGCUGUCGUUAUAGGGUAAAUUUACCUAGUUAUGUUAGUUCUUAGUUGCACUUUGUUAUUGGUCUUGCAAUUUGAUUGGUUUUGUUAUGAUGGUGAUUGAGAAAUUGUGAAUAAUGGCUUUUGUUUGGCAAUGUGAAUUCUUUAAUGUGAA
This is a messenger RNA of Vigna angularis (adzuki bean), 1291 nucleotides long. RefSeq names its product pentatricopeptide repeat-containing protein At1g55890, mitochondrial. The transcript has a single exon. Gene Ontology annotation, molecular function: protein binding. The coding region runs from base 25 to 1185 and encodes 386 amino acids. The record is from RefSeq and is a predicted model, not a curated record. NCBI's taxonomy places the organism in Eukaryota, Viridiplantae, Streptophyta, Magnoliopsida, Fabales, Fabaceae. Gene Ontology annotation, cellular component: chloroplast.